AUGGAUAUCCUGCACUUGCUCUCAGUUGCGUACAGAGGGACCAAAGAGGAGCGAACGGCGGCGACUGCGCAGCUUGAGGAGGCUCUCCAAUCUGCUGAUGGCCCCGUACAUCUUGUGACUCUGCUACGUGCUGGCACAGACCUGACGCUGCCAUCGGAGCAAAGCCUCUCUGCCCUUAUAUACGCGAAGAAUUGCAUCGUGCACACGCUUGAUGAGGAUAAACUCGCUAGUGUUCCAGGGGUGCUGGAGGAAGUAAAGUCUCUACUCUACAGCGGUGCCUUCCGUAUGCCGCCCAUGCAUCAAAAGACUAUCCACAUUUGUGUCGCUACAAUUAUUAGCGCAUUUGAAUGGAACUACCUCCCACAGCUGAUGCCAGAAAUCACCUGUGACAGGGCGAACGUCUCCGUCGAUCACGCUUUAGCAACGCUGCGGAUGUUGUACGUAUUCAUCAAGAGGUUCAAGACGCCGAUGCUGGAGCCGAUGCCAAUGAAAUUGGAGAUCUGCAGAUGCCUCUUCACAGCCCUCCCACCAUUCCUGUCGUAUGGGGACCUGCGCGUGGACCAUGUUGUGUUGAAAGCAAUGGAGUGUGUUGUGGAAACGGCGCUGCAGGUCAAGGAGGCGCACGACAUUCCACCAGAGGCCUUCGAUGCGUGGUUUCAUGAAAUGGCGCAGCACCCGGAGCGUCACUUCGCUGCGGCUUGUGAAGCGGCAGCAAAUGGAUCCCAAAAGGUGUAUGAAGAGUACGUGCGCUGCCUCAAGCGGAUUGCCAUGAUCUCCUACUCCGUUCUCAAUGAUGCGACACGAAAGAAGAAGCCACCACCGGUGGCGAGGCGCUUCUUGACAACACACGCCGCAGCCUUCUUUGGUGUCUGGAGGCGGUGGCUAGAGUACGCCGCCACCUCCAAGUCGCGGAGUCUGCAUCACAAGGCCGAUAUGUUUGCCAUUCGCUACAUCAAGCUGUGCACCCUCGAGAGAUCUCUUUACCGAGAGCAUCUUCUACCGCAGCUGAUGCACGUUAUAGAAUCGCUUCUGUUUCCGUAUUUGUGCUUCAGUGAGGAGGAUGAAUCCGCGUUCGCAGAUGAGAGUGACCUCUCGGACUUUGUGCAGUACAUGAUGGAGGAGGGCUUCGACCAGAGUGAAGUGUCGCAGCGGCAGGCAGCGUCCAACGCAAUAUUGGCGAUGGUUAAAGGAGGGAAGGACUUCCACGAGGACGCCUUGCAGAAAAUUAUUCAAGCCCUCACUCUGGGUUUGUCGCAGGAAGACAACAGCGAAACAUUUCCGCAAACCUUUGGCUUCCUUCAUCUCCUGUCGGUGCUGAGGAAGCACCUGCGCAAGAUUCCCGAAAUUUGGGAGGCGCAGAUGGCGCAGGUACUCAUGACGUUCGUGGCGCCGCGUGUUCUCCCAACUGUUCCAUUUGUCCCAUUGCGCUGCAAGGCCCUUGUUGUAUGCCAGCGUUACUCCAAGGCUCCUAUCCCCUCGGAGGAGCACUUCGCUUCUUUCACGCAGCUCAUCUGUGCUCUCGUGCAGGACAACGAUGCGCGGGUUCGUCUGGGCGCUAUUGACGCCCUCUGUACUUUCUUGGAGAUGAAGCGCGCGCUGCCGUAUAUCCGCCCGAUUCUUGUACCAUUGGUAGAGGAAUGCAUUGGCUUCCUUAACCGUGUACAUACCUCAUUCGUGCCAACGGCCUUACUAUACCUGGUGGAGCACUUUGCACCAGAGCUAACACCUGUGUUGGGUAAAAUCGGUACAACGCUCGUACAGCACUUCCUUGCAACGGCAUUUGAUCUGGCGCAACAAGAAGAAGCGAUGACAGAACAGAAUCUUUCACUGUAUUGGCGUACUGACAUGAGUGCGUGUGCGCUGCUGGAUGCGUUGGAUACCAUCGUGCAAGCCUCCACACACCACAUGGAGGUGUUCAACAGCAUACGGCCAGACCUACUGCUGUUGACGAGAAAAGUGCUGGAGCAAGAAGAUAACAUUGAAUUUGUGGAAAAGACGCUCGUCAUCUUGCUACAUGUCAUCCACUUUUCUAAGCCCAUUCCGCAAGACUACUGGGGUGUACUCCCGCUGUUGUUCCACUCCGUAGACUCCGGCAUCGGCGUGGAUUUUUUCGUCAACAUUGAAGAAGUGCUCGACAAUUACGUCUCCAACGGGACAGUCGAGUACCUGCAGAACGCCGAGCUCAUGGAGGCGACGUACCAGACGUGCGAUAAGAUGCUUUUCAAGUGUGCGUGUGGCACUGAUGAACGAAUUGCGGUGCCGCAACUGAUUGAGGCAAUGCUGCACCAAGCAAAACACUGCGAGGCGGCACCAGGCCUCUUCGACGCGCACCUCCCGCGCUUCGUUAUGCUCCUGCUGCGCGCACUCUCGGAUGACAGGAUCCGCCAGGGAGAGGUGCGACUGCAGGUAUGGAUCGUGGCAGCGCUGAUGGACGCCUUCUACUACAAUGCCGCCGCGACGCUGCAGAUUAUAGUCGACUACAACGCCCACCCGGCGCUGUUUGACGCUCUGUUUCACUUCUUUCGUGGUGCCAUUGGUCGGAAGGACACCGCUACGAAAGGCAAGAAGGGGAAGCGCGGUAAAGACGACAACGCAAGUGAGAUAGUCGAAAAUCUCUCCCUCCUCACACGCAAGGUGGUUGUUUUGGGUAUGACCUCCCUACUGAUGCACCUCAGUAGCAACAACAACAAUGGCCUGGUGGCAUUCGACGCCUACAUACAGCCUACGCUGGCGCUCAUUGAGUACUGUGUGUUCCGCAAUGACGCCAUUCUCCAGUCGCGCUGCCGCAUAUCGGAGAAGAACUUGUCGAAGAUCCGCCAAGGCAUUGAGGAGGCGGACGUCGAGGACAUUGACCUCGAAGACGAAGAUGUGCUGGGAGUUGACGAUGCCGACGACGCCGAAGACAUGAUUAGCGACACCGAUGAUGCUGACGACGACGAUGAUGACGAUGACGAGAUCGGACAGCGUCAAGAUGAGGGUGACGACUAUGUGAGCCCUAUCGACGAUGUGUGCGAAGUAUCACUCUUUCUCCAGUGGGCAGCGAAGGUACCAGGCCUCGGCGACGGCGUGCAGCAGCACGUGCAGUGUGCCCUGACGAAAUCAGCGGAGGAGUUCCGCGCAGCGGAGGCAACGGCGCUGCGGUACCGCCGCCUUGUGCAGGAGAUCGACCACGCGAUGGAGGAGGACUUCCGCGCCCGCGCAGCAGCAACUUCAAACUGA
This is a messenger RNA of Trypanosoma grayi, 3219 nucleotides long. RefSeq names its product importin 7. The transcript has a single exon. The record is from RefSeq and is a predicted model, not a curated record. Lineage: Eukaryota; Euglenozoa; Kinetoplastea; Trypanosomatida; Trypanosomatidae. Gene Ontology annotation, cellular component: nuclear envelope; cytosol. Gene Ontology annotation, biological process: protein import into nucleus. Bases 1 to 3219 code for a protein of 1072 amino acids.